This is a messenger RNA of Eremothecium cymbalariae DBVPG#7215, 945 nucleotides long. RefSeq lists its product as uncharacterized. The transcript has a single exon. The record is from RefSeq and is a predicted model, not a curated record. The coding region runs from base 1 to 945 and encodes 314 amino acids. NCBI's taxonomy places the organism in Eukaryota, Fungi, Ascomycota, Saccharomycetes, Saccharomycetales, Saccharomycetaceae.
AUGAGCUCGCCAAUAUUUCUUUCAAAUCGAGGAAAUUUAGAUUAUGUAUAUGUGGUUCAUGGGAUGGUGAUUGCAGUGCGGGGGAGUGUUAACAGUCUGCUGGAGUUGAGCGCAGGACAGAGAAUGAUGUUGGUGCAGGUAAGUGUUGCAUGUAUGAUUCUUCACAUGGUGAUACGGGUGUUUAAGAUUUAUUUAGAGGUUUUGGGAGAGAUAUGUGGGGUGGGGCUUGUGAUAGUGUGUUUGAUGGAAUGUGUCAUGGGCACAGGCCUGGACCAGAUGUUCUGGGAGUCAUUUCUGAAGCUAGAUUCGCGGCGGCGGCAGCGUGCAGUCAUGCAUAAGUUGUCUUCAGUAUCACCCAUACUAACAAGGCAAGCUGGGAGCCGAUUGCUAGCGCCUUUAUCCUUGUCGUAUAUCUUAUUAAGAAAGGGAGCUUUAGUUCUGCUAGUGGUCUGGGUACCUUCAAAGUGGACAAGGGCCUUGGUAUUCCUUUGGUCAUUUUGUCAAUUGCAGCAUCGGACGGAUCCAGAGAUAGCACUUCUUGCGACAGUAGUGAUGUCCCUCUACAGUUUUAGGACAUCUUUGGCUUGGCAUAUCAACCUUGUAAGUCAUUUAUGGGCCCUUGAACUAUGUAUCAAGAUGCUGUUGACACCAUAUCUUAACGGUAUCCCAUUUUCUAAAGAUGAACGAGACGUAUGGUUCGAAUCCAGACUUUCUAUUCUGUACGGUUUCGGUGCAAUUAUAUACAGCCUUAUCAUCAAAUAUCCGGCAUUGAGUAGUCUGAUAAUGCUUAUCGCGUAUUCUUCAGUCGCAGAGUUGAUACAUGAGGUAUCUGACCCUCUGCCAGAAAAUGUUGCGUUAGGUAGUAGGCAGCUGUUCAGGUGGGUAUCCGAGCAAGUUCUUUGGGUCCAAGAAGAGAAAACCAACCAGCGUAAGAAAAUAGAAUAG